UUCAAUAAUCAACUAACGACAGCCUGAAACAGUGGGAGCCUUAAAUAACAGAAGAGCCCAGACAUCCUGCCACAUAGACAUUCAGUAGAAACAUGUAAGUUUCAAGCCACUGUGUUUAAUCUUAGUAUGUGAAAUGCCUUUUUUAAAAAAUCCUAAAAUUCAUCACCAAAUGGAUUCCUUUAUAUUAAUUCUGCUCUGUACAUGACAGUAAAUGGGGGAACAGAGGCCACGUCUGGAGCCCAUACAGGAGGAGUCGGAGAGGGAAGAUGAAUUCAGAGGAAGCGAAACAGGAGAAGGAGAAGGAGAGGAGGAGGAGGAUGUGGAGACAGAGGAGGUGAUGGAAGAAGAUAAAGAUUCUCCGCUGAGGGUUAUGAGACCUAGGAGAGUGUCUCGUUCCCUCAGCGAAGACAGGUUUCUUCGCACCCAAUCUACCGACAAUUAUCAGGAGGAAUCGGCCGGGUUCUCAGAGUCAGAUUGGAGCACACACACGGUGGGUUUAAGUGAGGAAGCUGCCCCGCCUCAGCAGACAAGAGUGGGAAAUAAGAAGAGGUCCAGCAGUGCUGAGCUGAAAAUAAAGGUCUCCAAACCGAUAAAAAAUAUAAAAGUGAAACCGUCUGUGCCGAAGAAGAGAAAAAGUAAAGUGAAGAAGAAGAGUUCUCCGGCUGUGGAUCCGUUUCCUCAGUGGCUGGUGAAUCUGAUGGUCAACAUUGAAGAGGCGACGACUCACCAACUGGUGGUGGAGUAACAGAGGCGAAAACAUGUGGGGCGAGUCAACCAGUUCGGCCUCUGAAUGUAGGACAAACUCUUCACGGCUAGAAUGCCAUGCUGAGGGUUGGCACUGCAAGAGAGUAAAGUCUGUGUGCAUGUUAACGUUUCUUUUUUGUCAUCAGUAAACAAACAACAAACAGCUAAGGUACAAUAAUAAGGCAUACAUGGAGUGUUUACCUGCUGUCAAUGUCACUUGAAAAAAAAUAAUUAUUUUUCUGAUGUCUUUUUUCAUAUACAUUUUUGAUAUGUAUCUCCCAUUAGAAUUGUUUAUGGGAAAACUGGGAAAAACACAGACUUCAUCUUUCUCAUGAUAUGAAACUAGAAAGACAAACAGACCAAAGGCAAUUCUAUAUUCACAUCAAUCAAAUUUCUCUUUUGGAUUCCUUUUCCUAGAUAUCAAUAAGAGAGGCCACCACUCCU
Anoplopoma fimbria (sablefish) is the source of this 1188-nucleotide messenger RNA. RefSeq names its product VID27-like protein. NCBI's taxonomy places the organism in Eukaryota, Metazoa, Chordata, Actinopteri, Perciformes, Anoplopomatidae. The record is from RefSeq and is a predicted model, not a curated record. The transcript is spliced from 3 exons. Bases 212 to 745 code for a protein of 177 amino acids.